Messenger RNA from Diospyros lotus (date-plum), 3097 nucleotides. Its product is annotated as transcription factor MTB1-like. The coding region runs from base 737 to 2575 and encodes 612 amino acids. Gene Ontology annotation, molecular function: transcription cis-regulatory region binding; DNA-binding transcription factor activity; protein dimerization activity. NCBI's taxonomy places the organism in Eukaryota, Viridiplantae, Streptophyta, Magnoliopsida, Ericales, Ebenaceae. The transcript has 2 exons. The record is from RefSeq and is a predicted model, not a curated record. Gene Ontology annotation, biological process: regulation of DNA-templated transcription. Gene Ontology annotation, cellular component: nucleus.
AGCGUUGCUGCCCUGCCGACUGACUGACUGAGACUGACCCAUUCGCAAAUCGCAAACUCCAUCUCCGUCUCCAUCUCCGUCUCCGUCUCCGUCUCCAACCGUGUCUUCUUUUCUAUUUUUUAUUUCUUUUUUGUGGUUAACUUAACCAGGGUCUCCUUUGUAACCACAGUUUACACGUGCAGUCAGCAUUUAGAGCCCCGCAGGAGCCAAGCCAAGGCACAAAAAGUCCUCUCUGCUCGGCCUCCUCGCCCUUCUCCAUCCCUCAACUUCACUUUCCCUGCCAACGCACAAAAUUUCGCUCUCUCUAGUUCCCUCAACUACCUUCCUUCUGUUUUCCGGGAAAAUUGUUUUCCAAGUGAUUUUCAUUUUCUGGGAAUAUUUUCCAUACAAGGAGGGUGAGGGCGUUGCCUGCCUUCACAACCGCCAUUGCCAUUGCCGCUGUCUGUGUAUGUAUUCUCUUUCAGUUUCGUCUUCGUUCUGCGCUUUGCAUAUAUUUGUUUGUUUUAGAUUUUCAGCUUGUGAGAUCUGAAUAAUAGAGCUGCAAGCCAUAGUGGGAUUGUGAAAACCGUGGUUUGGUUCAUAUUUUGAAUGAACCGGCCGGAUAUGAGUUUUUGGGGGAAAAAGAUUGUAUUUUGUUGGGCUUUUGGGUAUUGAAGUUUGAGGGCCUUUUGGUUGUGGGUUGUUCUCUUCUGCUAUUGUUGUUGUUGUUGUUAUUUCCUUUUCUGGGUGCUUGGAGAUGAAAUUAGCAGAUGUGGGUAUGGGAGGAAUGGUUUGGAGUGAUGAAGAUAAGGGUGUGGUGGCGGCAAUUUUGGGCACUAGGGCUUUUGAUUACUUGAAGUCGAAUUCGGCCUCUGCUGAAUGCUCGUUUAUGGCAGUGGGAGGUGAUGAAAAUUUGCAGAAUAAGCUGUCUGAUCUGGUGGACUGCCCCAACUCGGCCAAUUUCAGUUGGAAUUACGCGAUUUUCUGGCAAAUUUCGCGGUCCAAGGCCGGGGAGUUUGUCUUGGGAUGGGGAGAUGGCUCUUGUAGGGAGCCCAAAGAAGAGGAGUCUGAAGUUGCAAGAAUUCUCAAUUUCCGGCUCGAGGAUGAGACCCAACAGAAGAUGAGGAAAAGGGUACUUCAGAAAUUGCAUACCCUGUUUGGGGGAUCAGAUGAAGAUAGCUACGCCUUUGUGUUGGACAGAGUGACAGAUACCGAAAUGUUCUUCCUAGCAUCAAUGUACUUCUCCUUCCCUCGAGGGGAAGGUGGCCCAGGGAAAUGUUUUUUGUCCGGGAAGCACAUCUGGCUCCCAGAUGCAUUGAAGUCCUCAUCUGAAUAUUGUGUUAGAUCAUUCCUUGCAAAAUCCGCUGGUAUCCAAACUAUUGUUUUGAUCCCAACUGAUUUUGGGGUAGUUGAAUUAGGAUCGGUCAGAUCCAUAUGUGAAAGCUUAGAGCUGGUGCAGACAAUAAAAUCAUCCUUUUCAUCCUCGUCUUCGCUUAUCCCAGCCAAGCUGGUGGCAUCUUUUCCAGCCAUGAGUGAGAGGAAAGAUGGAAAUUGCCAUUUUUCCAAUUCAGGCAUUGAGGAGCAACCAGAUAAGAUUCCAAAGAUUUUUGGGCAGGAUUUAAACUCAGGGCGAGCCCCAUUUAGGGAAAAGCUUGCUGUUAGGAAGGCUGAGGGAAGGCCAUGGGAUGUAUACUCGAAUGGUAAUCAGCUUCCGUUCCCUAACCCUAGAAAUGGGCUUCACGGUUCAGGUUGGACACAAUUCCAGAAUGUGAGGCAGGGGCCAAAAAUAGAAGCUUAUAGUCCUCGACCCCCAGCAAACAAUAUAAAAGAGCUCGUCAAUGGUGUUAGGGAAGAGUUUUGGCUCAACCAUUACCAGCCCUCUCCUCAGAAGGCAGCAGCCAUGCAAAUUGAUUUUACAGGUGGCGCAACUUCAAAGCCUUCUGCAAUUUCUUGCCCGGUCAGUGUUGAGUCUGAGUAUUCGGAUGUUGAGGCUUCAGGCAAGGACGAGCAGGUUGGCGUAGCCGAUGAAAGAAGGCCUCGGAAACGAGGACGAAAGCCUGCAAAUGGAAGGGAAGAGCCCCUCAAUCAUGUUGAGGCAGAGAGGCAGCGGCGAGAGAAACUGAACCAGAGGUUCUAUGCUCUGAGAGCUGUUGUGCCCAACAUCUCAAAGAUGGAUAAAGCCUCGCUUUUGGGGGACGCAAUUGCCUACAUCACCGAGCUUCAGAAUAAACUCAAGGACAUGGAAUCCAAGAGGGAGAAAUUGGGGAGCACCUCAAGAGAAUCCCCAUCUUUGGAGGCCCAUUCAGAUUCAGACAACCAAAUCUGUAUCAGGGACAUUGAAAUCCAAGCUGCUCAUGAUGAAGUUGUUGUAAGGGUUAGCUGCCCCUUGGAUUCCCACCCUGUUUCAAAGGUUAUACAAGCAUUCAAGGAAGCCCAGAUAACUGUCGUUGACUCAAAACUCGCCACUGGGAAUGACACCGUAUUCCAUACAUUCGUGAUCAAGUCUCAAGGAUCCGAACAGCUUACAAAGGAGAUGUUGGUCGCAGCAUUUUCGCAGGAAUUCAACUUCUCACGGCCUUUACCUUCGAUUUCAUGAUGAGGGAAUGUAUUUAACGUAACCUGUAGGCCAAAUAUAUAGCGGAACAGCUCACUCAAUAGCUUCUGCAGAGGUUUUUACAGCAAGCAGGAAAUGGUAAGAAGAAUAGAGUGGCAGCUGGAAAGUGGAAAUAGAAAGGUUUUGGUGAUGCUGCCAACCAUAUGCUCCAUAAAAUCAUUUUUGCCCCUCCUCUCUCUUCUGCUGUAAAUUGAGGGGAAACGAAUAGGGGAAAUGGGCGAAUGGGCAGCAGUAUAUGAGUCGUUACUUUCGUUGAAGUUAGGUAACUUACCUAAAAAAGGUGUGGGUGAAAGUUAGGUGUGUAUGUAUAUUCUUUUUUGGGGGUAAUUUGCUCUGUUUUUCCAGCAAGGGCCAAGCUAGUGUUGAGGGUCUUUUGUACCCAACUCUUAUCUCACCCAAUAAGUGAGACUUUAUGGGUUUAGUGUGGCAUUUUAUUGCUUAUAUUACAUGUUAUAUUUAUCCAGAUUAUUCUCAAUUGAUAGUCAGUGACAGAAAUAUAUAAAA